Sodiomyces alkalinus F11 is the source of this 1220-nucleotide messenger RNA. RefSeq lists its product as hypothetical. The transcript is spliced from 2 exons. The coding region runs from base 55 to 1005 and encodes 316 amino acids. The record is from RefSeq and is a predicted model, not a curated record. NCBI's taxonomy places the organism in Eukaryota, Fungi, Ascomycota, Sordariomycetes, Glomerellales, Plectosphaerellaceae.
CCCCUACCUGCCUCAACCCUUUCUUCCAACAACAACAACAACAACAACAACAACAUGGCGUCCUCUCACAGUGUUCCCCGCGUCCACAAUGUCCACCUCCUCGAGUUGCAACGCAUGCCACACGAAGUCAACAUACGGCAUCGCGGAGAAGACUGGGCAGGCAUAACCGAUCCGAAAGAGCGAAAGAAGCUGCAAAAUAGGUUGAAUAAACGAGUCUCAAGACAGAGAAAAAGAAGACUUGCCUACGACAGUGCCUCUCCCGGCGCCGUAUCCCCGGGUGCUGCUUCCCCCGACGCCACUUCCCCAGACGGCGUCUCGACGAUCAUUCUUCCACGAUUCGACGCAAAAGCCUCCCCGCUCGACAACCUCAUCACGACAUUUAGCCACUGCUCAGAGGAGAAUGUCUCGCAGAAGCGCGCUAGGCUCAAGCGGUUCGCCGAGCAAGCCCUGACGAGUUAUUUGACGGCCGACCCGUGCGCCGACCAUCACCUGAAAGUCAUCCAACUCAACAUCAUCAACGGCUUCACGAGAAAUGCGGCCGCGCUCGGGUUCAACUUCGACUGGCUCAUAUGCGACUCCAUCUCGCCAUUCGGUCGGGACGGGGAGAGCUCCAAGUCGGGUACCACCGCCAUCGCACCCUCUGUGCCGACGAGCCUUAGGCCCACGAACUUGCAGUUGACAACGAAGCACCACCCGUGGCUUGAUCUGUUCCCGUUGCCCAAGAUGCGGGACAACCUGCUGAUCGCCGCAAGUGUCUUGACGCCCGAGGACGAGCAGCGACUCUUUGAGGAUGUCAUGGAGUCUGGUGGCGGCAAGAACGAAUGGGCUGGGCUCGCGGUUUGGGGAGACCCAUGGGAACCUCAAAGCUGGGAAAUCAGUGCUCCGUUCCUGCGAAACUGGAAAUGGCUGAUACGGGGUUGCCCGGAGAUUAUCGUGUCUACGAAUCACUGGCGGAGUCAGAGGGGUGAAAAGCCGAUUGGCAGCCCAAGUGAUGUUCUAGAAUAGCAUGAUUGCCAACCAGGGGCUUAUGAGUACAUACUUUGUACGAUCCGAUCAAUUAUUGGUGGAUUAACUCGGCGAGGAGCAAUGAUUUUCGUCUGUAUUUCUAUAGAACAACCCAGAAAUCAAUCAGUUCAUGCAAUGCAACAGUAACAGUAUCCGUGCGAAAAAGCAGGGACUUAAAAGUUACCUUCGUAAGGUACCUUCCACAUUCGUGGUCU